UCUCCGCUUCCCGACCCGCGUUCCUCCCGCCGUCCGUCCCUCCCACCCCCCUCGCCGGGGGCAGCGCCCCGACCCCCGGGCUGGCGGCUCCCGGAGGUUCCGGGCGCUGGGGGCAGGUGCCGGGGGGAGCCGCCGCCGUCUCGGGGCCGCGCUCCGCCCGCCUCGGCCUUAACGGGGCCGCGGGGCCGCCGGUUCUCCCCGCGGUGUCCGGCUCGGGACGUACCUCCUCGGGACGGAAUAUCAAUUCCACGCUCCUUUGGCGAGCGACUCGAGGACCGACCGUCGCCGUUCCGCUUCGGGCUCGGAGAUGCUGCGGAGCCGUCCCGGAUUCGCGCAGCGGGUGCGGAGCAGCAGCGGGGGGCAGCGCUGAGACCCCCGGCAGCCGCAGCCCCGCAGCGCAGCUCGGACCCCGCCGCUCUGCGGGCCGCCACCAUGCCUGACUCGCCAGCUGACAUCAAGACGCAGCCCAGGUCCACGCCACCCAACAUGCCGCCGCCGCCACCCGCCGUCACGCAGGGAACCACACGUCACCCCUCCUUCACACCCAGCACCAAUCGAGACGCUGUCCCUCCGACGUUUCUUCCUCGCGGCCGUUUUCAUGGUUGCUUGAAAUGGUCGAUGGUCUGUCUCUUGAUGAACGGCAGCAGCCACUCACCCACUGCCAUCAAUGGGGCCCCGUCCACCCCCAAUGGGUUCAGCAACGGGCCGGCCACCUCCUCCAGCGCCUCGCUGUCCACCCACCAGCUCCCACCUGCCUGUGGAGCCCGGCAGCUCAGCAAGCUCAAGCGCUUCCUCACCACCCUGCAGCAGUUUGGCAACGACAUCUCACCUGAGAUUGGGGAGCGGGUGCGCACCCUCGUCCUGGGGCUCGUGAACUCCACGCUGACCAUCGAGGAGUUCCACGCCAAGCUGCAGGAGGCCACCAACUUCCCACUGCGGCCCUUUGUCAUCCCCUUCCUGAAGGCAAAUCUGCCCCUGCUGCAGCGUGAGCUGCUGCAUUGCGCCCGCAUGGCCAAGCAGAGCCCGGCGCAGUACCUGGCACAGCACGAGCAGCUGCUGCUGGAUGCCAACGCCUCCUCACCCAUCGACUCCUCCGAGCUGCUCCUGGAGGUCAGCGAGAGUGGCAAGAGGAGGACGCCAGACAGGACCAAAGAGAACGGUUUGGACCGCGACCCCCUGCACCCCGAGCACCUCAGCAAGCGGCCAUGCACCAUGAGCCCGGCACAGCGCUACAGCCCCAGCAACGGGCUGAGCCACCCCCCCAACGGGCUGCCACAUCCCCCCGGCCCUCCACCCCAGCACUACCGCCUGGAGGACAUGGCCAUGGCACACCACUACCGCGACGCCUACCGCCACGCCGACCCCCGUGAGCGUCCACGGCCUGCGGUGCAUGGGGCGCGCCAGGAGGAGGUGAUUGACCACCGGCUCACCGACAGGGAGUGGGCAGAGGAGUGGAAGCACCUCAACAACCUGCUAAACUGCAUCAUGGACAUGGUGGAAAAGACGCGGCGGUCGCUGACUGUGCUGCGGCGGUGCCAGGAGGCUGAUCGUGAGGAGCUCAACCACUGGAUCCGCCGCUACAGCGACGCCGAGGACAUGAAGAAAGGCAGCCCCCCCUCCGCCCGCCCCCACAACAGCUCCUCCAGCUCCGAAGCACCCCAGUUAGAUGUGCAUCGGGAUUUUGCACCACGGCCGCUCUCAGGGUACAUGCCUGAGGAGAUCUGGAGGAAGGCUGAAGAAGCUGUGAACGAGGUGAAGCGACAGGCCAUGUCUGAGCUGCAGAAAGCUGUGUCGGAUGCUGAGCGCAAAGCCCACGAGCUGAUCACCACUGAGCGCGCCAAGAUGGAGCGGGCACUGGCUGAGGCCAAGCGGCAGGCGUCCGAGGAUGCCCUGACAGUCAUCAACCAGCAGGAGGACUCCAGUGAGAGCUGCUGGAACUGCGGCCGCAAAGCCAGCGAGACCUGCAGCGGAUGCAACACCGCGCGCUACUGCGGCUCCUUCUGCCAGCACAAGGACUGGGAGAAGCACCACCACAUCUGCGGACAGACCCUGCAGGGGCUGCCGGCCCCCUCCGCCCCCACAGCUGUGGGGCAGCCCGAGGCGGUGCCCCCCAUGGCCAGCAGCCCCAGCGAUGCGGGCUCAGCGGGCGCAUCCCGUGCUGGCACUCCGGGCACCCCGGCCCCAUUGGAGAGCGCGUCGCGCUGAGCGCAGACUGACACCCAUCGCAGCCCUCCGCUCCCAUACUGGGUGACCUCCGAACCGACCUCGAGCUCUCAGAUAAUCCUCACGGAUCCUCAAACUGGGCUUUACGUGGAGUUAAGGCAAAUACUCAUCGUUCUCUGUUCUCUCUCCGGUCUUUGUUUUUUGGCUUUUUUUGGUUGAUUGGUGACUUUUUUAUUGGUGGUUUGUUGGUGGUUUUUUUUCCCUGCUGUCCUUUGGGCCAUCGCUGUUCUUUGCUACCCGCUGGGUUUUGGCCUAUUUUUUUUGUUUAUAUCAAUUUUUCUUUUCCGGAUGAGGAGUUCGCUUGCAGGAAGAGGAAGAAGGCUUUGUUUCUUCAUCUUCACCUAUUUUUGUGCGUUUUUUUUUUUUUUUUUUUUUUUGUAAAAAAAAAGAAAUAAAAAUAAAAUAAAAAUGAAACCGUCGGACUCUUUGGCUUUAAGAAAUUAUAAAAAAAAAAAAGAAAAAAAAGAAAAAAAAAGGAAAAUCCCAAAAAUCAGACACCGCCGAGCCCAAUGGAAGCUCACCUGUAACUACCUUGCUAGCUAAGCCAAGAACAGACCAGACCCACCUCUGCUCCAAAGGAAACCCAAAAACCAGACAGAUCCAAACGUCUCUCCACUGCCAAAGUUCGUUCCGUUCCGUUGCCGCCUGCUCCGAUGCUGCCCCGUCCGCACGAGGCCGGAUGGCCGCACCAGGGGUUGGAAGAGUUUCUGUUACCGUAAAGCAAAAAAAAACAAAAGGAUCUUUGGGGGUUUGUUUGGUUGGUUUUUGUUCUUUUUUUAUAAGAAAACGAGAAAACAAAAAGCAAAAAAAAAUCAUAUAAGAGAUAAAAGAAAUACAACCCACUAACAAAACAAAGACGCAGCGCUCCCCGUGUGGCCCUGGGGACGUGAGCGGGGACGCGGUGCAGCCCUACCUCUGCCCAACGCUGGAGAUGGGAAUGGCACAAGGGAUGGACCCGGCCGUGCCCAACCCGCUCCCUACAUUGGAUGUUUUUGGGGUUUAAUGCAACGAUUUCCAGGAGGGAAGGAGAAAAAAAGGAAGAAAGCAGCACCUCCCCCAGGAGGCGGACAAAGAGCUGGGGGUGAUUUUGUGUAUCUGGCAGCAUUGUACAAAGCGCGGUGAGGACGGAGUGCAAUACGGGAAGUGAGCGGCUCCGGGAGGAGGGACCCAGUGCUGCACCUCGACGGGAAUGUAAAUAGCGUCUGCACAGGUCCAAAAAGUAUCGUAAUGAUGGUGAUGGUGAUGAGAAGAGACAUUUGCCAAAUAAAGGAUGAUGAUCCACACGGGAGGAUGUGGCGCUUAGGCUGAACCGCAAGCAGGAGUCAUGUGCUCAAUAGGAGCUUUAGUUUUCUGGAUUUGCAAAAACCCAUCCUGUGUGUUUUCUGUAGGCAGGGGACAAGGAGGGGGUCGGGCUGCUCUGGUUGUGGUGCUGAGGGGCUGGCUGGGCUGUGCCAUGGUGUGCCAUGCCGUAAUAUGAUGUGCCACGGUGUGCCGUGGUAUCCCAUGGCAUGGUGUGUCAUGAUGUGCUAUGAGGUGCCGUGUCAUGGUGUGCCACUGUGUGCCGUGGGAUCCCAUACCAUAGCGUGUCAUGUGCUGUGGUGUGCCAUGGUGUGCCAUGCCAUUAUGUGCCAUGCCAUGUCAUGCCAUGGUGUGCCGUAGUAUGCCACGUCAUGCUGUGGUGUGCUGUGCCAUGGUAAGCCAUGCUGCGGAUGCCACGAUGUGCUGUGCCAUGCCAUGCCAUUCCAUGGUGAGCCAGGCCACGCCAUGGUGAGCCAUGCUGUGGAUGCCCUGCCAUGCCAUGGUGCCCCACACCAUACCACACCAUAGCAUGGUGCCAUCUCCCACCCCCAGCCCCACAGCCAGUCUGUGUGCACCCCAAGACCCCAAGCCGGGGGCCACGCCAGGGGCCCCUUGCGUGACUGUUCACUUUAUUUAUGGUGUGACAUAUGUAAUAUUGUCUAUUUUUCUUACGUUUCCUGAGAAGAGGUAAUAUAUAAGAGUCUUGCGGGUGCUCCCACAGGGGCCGCCUGCUCCCUGGGUGUCUGUUCCCCCCCCCUCAACCCCGUGUGCCCCCUCCCCACCCUGCGCCGGGGCUCUGCCUCUCUACCUCCGCCUCGCCGGGAAACAGCGGACGGGAGCACUUACACGGCGUCUGCUCUCGUUUCCACUCCUUUUCUGUUUUGCUUUCUUUUUCUUAUUAUUUUUUAAUUAUUUUUUUUUUUUUUUUCCUCCUGUUGUUUGUUUUGGUCUUUAUUUUUAUUUUUUUAUUAUUUUUAAACAAUAAAAACACCCCUAAC
Molecule: messenger RNA, 4520 nt
Organism: Coturnix japonica (Japanese quail)
Lineage: Eukaryota; Metazoa; Chordata; Aves; Galliformes; Phasianidae
Gene: CBFA2T3
Product: CBFA2/RUNX1 partner transcriptional co-repressor 3
Biological process (GO): negative regulation of DNA-templated transcription; DNA-templated transcription
Cellular component (GO): nucleus
Molecular function (GO): transcription corepressor activity
Source: RefSeq, a predicted model, not a curated record